This is a messenger RNA of Seriola dumerili (greater amberjack), 990 nucleotides long. Its product is annotated as trace amine-associated receptor 13c-like. The record is from RefSeq and is a predicted model, not a curated record. Gene Ontology annotation, biological process: G protein-coupled receptor signaling pathway. The transcript is spliced from 2 exons. The coding region runs from base 1 to 990 and encodes 329 amino acids. Gene Ontology annotation, cellular component: membrane. NCBI's taxonomy places the organism in Eukaryota, Metazoa, Chordata, Actinopteri, Carangiformes, Carangidae. Gene Ontology annotation, molecular function: trace-amine receptor activity.
AUGGAGGCCCUGGAAGAAGCUGAACUCUGCUUUCCCCAACUCAACACCUCCUGUAGGAAGAUGAUGCGUCCUCACUUGGAGGACAUGCUAAUUUACAGUCUGCUGUCCUGCAUCACUCUGCUCACUGUGGUUCUGAACCUGCUGGUCAUCAUCUCUAUCUCCCACUUCAGGCAGCUCCACACCUCCACCAACCUCCUCCUCCUCUCUCUGGCAGUCGCAGACUUUGUUGUGGGUCUCCUGCAGAUGCCAGUUAUACUUCUCCAGAACCAAGGCUGCUGGAUCCUGGGUGACCUUAUGUGUGCUGUGCAUUACUUUUUAGGAUUUCUCAUUGUCAGUGUUUCAGUAGGAAACAUGGUGCUCAUAUCAGUUGACCGCUAUAUUGCUAUUUGUGACCCCAUGUUUUACUCCACCAAAGUUACUCUGAAAAGAGUUCAAUACUGUGUUUAUCUGUGUUGGGUAUUUUCUGCUGUGCACAGCAGUUGGAUACUGAGGGAUUUCUUAAAACAACCAAAUAGGUAUAACUCCUGUUAUGGAGAUUGUGUAGUUGUAGUCAGUUUUGUUGAGGGAGCUGUUGAUCUUGUUGUGACCUUUUUAGGCCCCAUUUUAGUCAUCACUGUUUUGUAUUUGCGAGUAUUUGUGGUGGCUGUGUCUCAGGCUCGUGCCAUGCGCUCUCACGUUACAGCUGUCACACUUCAGCGUUCACAGACUGUAAAAGCUAAGAAAUCUGAGAUCAAAGCAGCCAGGACUCUUGGUGUCGUUAUAGCUGUGUUUCUUCUGUGCAACAGUCCAUAUUAUUGUUUUGCUGUUGCAGCUGAGAGCAACUUGGUAGGGGCAUCAUCUGCACCCAUUGAGAUUUGGCUGGUGUAUUUCAACUCCUGUCUAAACCCUGUGAUCUAUGUUUUUUUCUACCCCUGGUUCAGAAAAUCUAUUAAAAAGAUUGUGACACUUAAGAUACUGCAGUCUGGCUCCAGUGAGGCCAAUUUAAUGUAG